This is a messenger RNA of Nerophis lumbriciformis (worm pipefish), 1288 nucleotides long. RefSeq names its product class I histocompatibility antigen, F10 alpha chain-like. Gene Ontology annotation, cellular component: external side of plasma membrane. Lineage: Eukaryota; Metazoa; Chordata; Actinopteri; Syngnathiformes; Syngnathidae. Gene Ontology annotation, biological process: immune response. The record is from RefSeq and is a predicted model, not a curated record.
GAGAUCAUGAACAUGCUUGUGUUAUCGAUGCUAAUUGUGCAAAUACACCCUGUAGUGCCUGUGACUUACUCGCUCAAGUAUUUCCACACUGCGUCCUCUCAAGUUACAAACUUCCCAGAUUAUGUGGGCGUGGCUUAUCUUGAUGACAUUGAGAUCGGUCACUAUGACAGCAACACAAAGAAAGCAGAAGCCAAACAAGAAUGGAUGAAGAACUUUACAACAGUGGAUCCAGAGCACUUUAAAUGGCAGACACAUUUAAAUAUUCACAAUGAAGUGAAGGACAAAGAGGACUUGGAAAGUUUACAGAAGCGCUUCAACCACACUGAAGGUCUUCACAUUUACCAGAGGAUGUACGGCUGUGAAUGGAAUGAUGAGACUGAUGAAAUCAACAGUUGGGAACAGUCCAGCUAUGAUGGAGAAGAUUUUUUAGCGCUAGACACCAAGACAUGGACAUGGAUUGCAGCAAAACCACAAGCCGUCCCCAUGAAACACAAGUUGGACCACGAUCGAAAUUAUAUCGAGUAUUUAAAGUCGUACUACACUGGGACCUGUGUUGAUAACUUGAAAAAGUAUGUGAACUUUGGUAAAGACGUACUGAUGAGAACAGAGCUUCCAGAAGUUUUUCUCCUUCAGAAGACGCCGUCCUCUCCAGUCAGCUGCUUCGCGACAGGUUUCUACCCCAGCAGUGCGGCCUUGUUUUGGAGGAAAGACGGCAAGGAUCUCCAGGAGAACGUGGUGCACGGAGAAAUGCUGCCCAACCCUGAUGGAACCUUCCAGAUGACCGUGGAUCUGAAAUUGGAGGUGACGGCCGAAGUGGAGAGCAAGUAUGAAUGUGUGUUUCAGCUGUCUGGUGUCAAAGAGGACCUGGUCACCAAGCUGGAGAGAAGAAGCAUCCUGAACAACGCAAGCGAUGAAGACAAUGUGUGGGUCACCGUUGGCGCCACGGUGGCGGCUGUUGCAGUGAUCCUCGCCAUCAUUGUUGUAGUCGCCGUGCGUCACAAGAACAAAAAAGGUGAGGGACACACUUCUUUUUUUGUGAGUUGGUGCUUUCCUCCAGGCUGCAAAGGUGCCGACAAACACUCCAAGAUCCUCAAAGAGAGAGCACACACUCUCACAUAGAAAGGUGAUGUGAAGACAAAAGUCCAAGUCAUCUUGUCUGUCUUUCAUUUCAGCCAACUAUGAUCCAGCUGGUAAGGCAAUCUUAUUCUCUUUUCUUUGAACCGCCAUAAACAAAGCAGGGGUGAAGCAUCACUCGUAUAAAAGUCUGAUGUGGACGUUUGUUACAAGU